AUGGAGAAGUCCGGGCGGGGAGGCGAUGGCGCCCCCCGGGGGCCUGUACUGCACAUCGUGGUGGUUGGCUUUCAUCACAAGAAGGGCUGCCAGGUUGAAUUCUCUUACCCACCCCUGAUUCCAGGAGAUGGACAUGACAGCCACACUUUACCUGAAGAAUGGAAGUAUUUGCCCUUCCUUGCCUUACCAGAUGGCGCACACAACUACCAGGAAGAUACUGUAUUUUUUCACUUGCCACCCAGAAAUGGAAAUGGAGCUACAGUAUAUGGUAUCUCCUGCUAUCGGCAAAUUGAAGCCAAGGCAUUGAAAGUGCGGCAAGCAGAUAUCACCAGAGAGACGGUUCAGAAAAGUGUCUGUGUUCUAAGCAAGUUGAUUAGCUUUCUUGUUAACAUUGUAGGUCUGUCUCCUCGAGAUCUUGUGCUUCAUUUUCGACAUAAGGUCUUAAUCCUGUUUAAACUAAUUCUUCUUGAAAAAAAGGUUCUCUUUUAUAUUUCUCCAGUGAAUAAAUUGGUGGGUGCCCUGAUGACUGUGUUAUCCCUUUUUCCAGGCAUGAUUGAACAUGGUCUCAGUGACUGUUCUCAGUACAGACCCCGAAAGAGUAUGUCUGAAGAUGCUGGGCCUCAUGAAAGUAAUCCACCUGCAGAUGAUUUGGUUUCUAUGUCCGCUCCUGAAAUUUUAAAUACCAACUCAGGAACUGUUAAGAAAAUCAUGACAGGGAACCAUGGAGGAGAUGCUGGCAUCAAGACUGAAGAACCUUUGCUCCAAGCGGAAGAGGACAGCAGCAAAGGACAGGAACCCAAUGAUACCAGUCAAUAUUUGAAACCUCCUUCUCGCCCAUCUCCAGAAUCUUCAGAAAGUGACUGGGAGACCUUGGAUCCUAGUGUCUUGGAGGACCCCACCUUGAAAGAAAAGGAACACACGGGGUCAGAACAGACAAACUCAUUUCCAAAGGAGUCUGUGCCCUCAGACAGUCCUCCAAUUACUGUACAACCUCAAGCUAAUACAGGCCAGGUGGUCCUGAUACCAGGGCUAAUUUCUGGUUUGGAAGAGGACCAGUAUGGCAUGCCCCUGGCCAUCUUCACAAAGGGAUAUCUGUGUCUGCCAUAUAUGGCAUUGCAGCAGCACCACCUUCUCUCUGACGUCACCGUUCGCGGAUUUGUUGCCGGGGCUACUAACAUCCUCUUCCGACAACAGAAGCACCUCAGUGAUGCCAUUGUGGAGGUGGAAGAAGCUCUGAUCCAGAUCCACGAUCCGGAACUCAGGAAGCUGCUUAACCCAACCACCGCAGACCUCAGGUUCGCAGAUUACCUAGUGAGGCACGUGACGGAGAACCGAGAUGACGUCUUCCUGGAUGGCACAGGCUGGGAGGGAGGUGAUGAAUGGAUCCGAGCCCAGUUUGCAGUCUACAUCCACGCGCUGCUGGCUGCCACGCUGCAGUUAGAUAAUGAAAAGAUACUAUCGGACUAUGGGACAACCUUUGUUACAGCAUGGAAGAAUACUCACAACUACAGGGUGUGGAACAGCAACAAGCAUCCGGCACUUGCAGAAAUAAAUCCAAAUCAUCCUUUUCAAGGCCAGUACUCAGUGUCAGACAUGAAGUUAAGAUUCUCACAUUCUGUUCAAAACAGUGAACGUGGCAAAAAAAUUGGAAACGUCAUGGUCACAACCAGCCGAAAUGUUGUACAAACAGGAAAAGCUGUUGGCCAAUCAGUUGGAGGAGCUUUUUCCAGUGCAAAGACAGCUAUGUCUUCCUGGCUUUCCACUUUCGCCAGUCCCGCCCCCCAGAGUCUCACUGAGCCGCCCGACGGGAAGCCCUGA
Messenger RNA from Puma concolor (puma), 1818 nucleotides. NCBI's taxonomy places the organism in Eukaryota, Metazoa, Chordata, Mammalia, Carnivora, Felidae. The record is from RefSeq and is a predicted model, not a curated record.